Messenger RNA from Polyodon spathula (Mississippi paddlefish), 2389 nucleotides. Its product is annotated as conserved oligomeric Golgi complex subunit 8-like. The record is from RefSeq and is a predicted model, not a curated record. Lineage: Eukaryota; Metazoa; Chordata; Actinopteri; Acipenseriformes; Polyodontidae. The coding region runs from base 11 to 1831 and encodes 606 amino acids. Gene Ontology annotation, cellular component: COG complex. Gene Ontology annotation, biological process: intra-Golgi vesicle-mediated transport. The transcript is spliced from 5 exons.
CCUCACCAAGAUGGCGGCUGUGGACGUGGAAGAUGAGAGUAUUUUGGCUUCGAUUUUUAAAGACAGUUUCCCAGUAAACUGGCGAGAAAACCCAGAUUUCGCGACAUAUCUAUCGAAGCUAAGCUCGUAUGGGGUAGAGAAGUUAAACAGGGAGCCCGAAAGGCUGUCGGAGGAGCGGGCUCAGAUUCUUCAGCUGACCCGAGAGCUGGCGUUCUCCAACUACAAAAUCUUCAUCCGCACAGCAGAGUGCACCAAAGAGAUCUAUCGGGACUUCGGUGUGGUGGAGAGUAGCGUCUCACGACUUCUAGAUAAGCUACCAGGCUUUGGGGAAAAAUGCAGAGGUUUUCUAAAGGAGGCAGAGGAGAUCGGAGCCAGUCGGCGAAUGAACAGCCUGACCCUGAAUCGGCACACAGAGAUCCUGGAGAUUGUGGAGAUCCCACAGCUCAUGGACACCUGUGUCAGGAAUGGUUACUAUGAAGAGGCUUUGGAGCUGGCUGCCUAUGUCAAGAGACUGGAGAAGAAGCAUUCCUCCCUUCCUGUUAUACAGGGCAUCGUGAAUGAAGUGCGCCAGUCUGCCCAGCUGAUGCUGAACCAGCUCCUCCAGCAGCUUCGCAGCAAUGCCCAGCUGCCAGUCUGCCUGCGCGUGAUCGGUUACCUGCGGCGCAUGGAUGUCUUCACCGAGGCCGAGCUGCGCAUCAAGUUCCUGCAGGCCCGGGGAACCUGGCUGCGCUCUAUCCUGGGCUCCAUCCCCACCGACGACCCUUACUUCCACAUCACUAAGACCAUUGAGGCCUGCCGGGUGCACCUGUUUGACAUCUUCACCCAGUACCGUGCCAUCUUCUCCGACGAGGAUCCCCUCCUGCCCACCAGCGGGCAGAUGGUGAACGAGAGUGCCAUCUUCCACGGCUGGGUGGUGCAGAAGGUGUCCGAGUUCCUUCAGACGCUAGAGACAGACCUGCAGCGAGGGGUGGGUGGCAGGCUGGAUUCUCUGCUGGGCCAGUGCAUGUACUUUGGCUUGUCCAUCAGCCGAGUCGGGGCAGAUUUCCGAGGUCAGCUGGCACCCAUGUUCCAGCAAGUUGCUCUGGAAACAUUCCACAAGGCUGUGCAAGAAGCCCUCAGCAAGUUCCAGGAGGAUAUGAAUCUCUACACUCUGAUCUCAGCCCCUGCUGUGCUGGGCAGCACCAUCCCUCAAGUGUCCCCCAGCAGCCAGCCUGGGACCCUGCAGCCUCCCAUGACACUCCUGGACUUCCCGCCCUUGGCUUGUUUCCUCAAUAAUGUUCUAGUGGCUUUUAAUGACCUGCGCCUCUGCUGCCCUGUCGCUCUGGCCCAGGAUGUAACCAUGUGCUUAGAAGAUGCUCUUGUCAAAGUGACAAAGGUUAUCCUGCUGUUCCACCGUGCAGAGGAGACUGCGUUCAGCAGCAGGGAGCGGGAGCUCUUCAUCCAGUUCUGUUCUGCCUUCACUGAGGACAUGGUCCCCUUCCUCAAUCGCUGCUUACAGGUCCUCUUCCCACCCGCCCAGGUUGCACAAAUACUUGGAAUCCCAUCAACUCAGGUUCACAAAUAUAUUUCCCUGGGUUGCAUCAAUAUGAACAUGGUUCUGGAGCCUCUGGAAUUCAUUUUACCCAAGAAGGAGCUCACCCCUGUUGGCCCAGAUACCAGCAGUGACCUGGAGACAAUGAUGUUGCCUGGCCCCCAGGAGGGGCUUAGUGCUGCAGCAGAGUGUAGUUCUGGACCAGUGGAAGAUCAGAAGGGUGAUGUGCCUGUUGAGCACACAGGUUCUGCUUCUACAAUUUCAACUGAGAACACACACGCAACUCUGAAUCAGAGUUGACAUAGUGAAUAAGAGUAAUCCAAGACCAACUCCGUGACUGUUCACGUUUAAGAGUUGAUAUGCAAGCUUCACUAUAACGAACCCCCAUGGGAUCUGGAGAAAUGUUCGUUAUGUCAGGGUGUUCACUAUAAUAGGGUUUGGCUUUUUUUUUUGUAUCAGAAUAAUCACAAAACGGCAAAUCUGAAUUGAGCAUCAUUAUAUAGUACUUUUAUGAAGAUUCCUUCACAUUGAUCAACAUUUAAAAGGUUUUGUGACAAGGUACUGGUGUCACGUGUGGGUAACCGCAUUGCAAGACAGAGAGACAUUGGAGUUUGAGUUGGAACGCCGACACAGGUGCGCAGGAUUUAUUAAACGCAAAACAGAAAGUAAACAACCGGUCAUAUGACGCUACCAACGAUUGUAACGCAGAGGACACAUACAGAAGGCAGGCAGACAAAGUCUCAAUCGAACGUCCGUCUGUAAUUAAUCAUUAGAUCAAACAUCCCAACACCAAAAAGCACACAAAACAAACCCGUUUCCACAUAUAAAUUACACCAACGCUAAUUUCCUCGUGAAGGG